UUCACCGAAGGGUGUUUGUGGGAAUUCUUUGAAAGCCUCAGGUAAGGAUAAUGAAAAGUAUAAUUGCCUCCGAUUGCUUCUGAACCUGUUAAAGCCAGCGGACGAUUAAGGGAUGGGGAAGAGUAUCCAGCUCCAAAGAGCUUUAGGCUACUUCCACGGAGUUAGUUUUUUAAUAGGAAGUAUGAUAGGCGCGGGGAUCUUCGUGACCCCAAAAGGGGUAUUGAAAUACUCCUCUCUCAAUGUGGGAGUCACGCUGCUCAUUUGGGGGCUUUCUGCUCUGGCAUCUAUGAUGGCUGCCCUCUGUUAUGCAGAGCUGGGGACCACUUUCUCUUGUAGCGGAGCCCAGUACGUUUUCCUCAAAAGGUCUCUGGGCUCCCCUUUCGCUUUCAUCUACACCUGGGACAGACAGUUUACUUCAUCGGCAACCACAGCCGCUCGCACCUUACUGUUGGCAGAGUACAUGACCCAGCCCUUCUACCGGGGGUGCUCGGUGCCAGAGCUAUCCAAGAAAUGCUUGGCCUUGGCCAUCCUCUGGUCUCUGGGGAUCCUGAAUGCACGCAGUGUGAAGAGGGUGAGCGGUGUGCAGGUGGCCAUCACGGGGUUGAAGCUGGCGGUCCUUGGCCUGAUUGCCCUGAGCGGCCUCGUCCUCUUAGGCAGAGGAAGAAAGGAGAACACGGCAAGGUUCGAGAACGCUUUCGGCACGGAGCUGCCUGGCGCCGUGCAGUGGACGGAAGCCUUUUUCCAAGGAUUAUUUGCGUAUUCAGGCUGGGGGAUCCUCGUUCAUAUGGCAGGAGAGCUGAGAAACCCUGGUGUGAAUAUUCCCCGGUGUGUGCUGACUGCUUUCCCCAUAGUGACUGUGAUUUACCUCCUUGUUAACAUCUCCUAUCUGACGGUCCUGACUCCUAAGGAAAUUGUCUCUUCAGCUGCCGUUGCAGUCACUUGGGCUGAUAGAGUGAUCCCUGCCGUCGCUUGGGUCAUCCCCGUUGGUGUUUCUGCAUCGAUCUUCGGCUCCCUUCUCUGCAGCUUAUUUUCAGCAUCCAGACUGAACUACGCGGCGAGUCAAGAGGGACAUUUACCCUUACUAUUCUCCAUGCUUAACGUCCACUCCAGUCCUGCUCCAGCAGUGGUGCAGGUCAUCACGCUGGCAUCCAUUUUGAUUAUCCCCUCAGAUCUAAUCUCUUUGAUAAACUACCUGGGCUUCACAAACUGGAUCCAGAUUGGACUAAUGAUGACGGGACUGAUUAUACUGAGAUACCGGGAGCCCCACCUACCCAGACCUUAUAAGGUGUUUCUGCCCUUUGCAUUUGGAACAGUGGCUAUUUCUUUAUUCUUGAUUUUGACACCAAUGGUCCUGGCACCUAAGAUGCAUUAUGUCUAUGUGUUCCUAUUUAUUCUGGGGGGACUGCUCCUGUACCUACCUUUUGUACAUUUUAAAAUUCGUUUUGCUUGGUUUGACAAAAUCACUUGCCAUUUGCAGUUGUUAAUGAAUGUUUCACCCCCUCAUGGGACUGAUGGCUCUAAAACCAGAGAAGCAACAUCUCUGUGAAGAUGCACUGAAGUACUUCUGAACAAAGACUAUCACUGUUCAGUGAAUACUAAUGGUGAACAUCAAGGAUCACAUCUACCAACUUUAUCAUAUUUUACUCUCCCAAGUGCUUAGCGCAGUGAUCGAUUGAUUGAUUGGUUGAUUAAAGCAAUUUUCUUUUAGGUUUCAAA
This is a messenger RNA of Ornithorhynchus anatinus (platypus), 1716 nucleotides long. RefSeq names its product solute carrier family 7 member 13 (gene SLC7A13). The transcript is spliced from 4 exons. NCBI's taxonomy places the organism in Eukaryota, Metazoa, Chordata, Mammalia, Monotremata, Ornithorhynchidae. Gene Ontology annotation, biological process: amino acid transmembrane transport. Bases 113 to 1546 code for a protein of 477 amino acids. The record is from RefSeq and is a predicted model, not a curated record. Gene Ontology annotation, molecular function: L-amino acid transmembrane transporter activity. Gene Ontology annotation, cellular component: membrane.